AUGCCCAUGACAGACGAGACAGACGACAGCGGAGGGGUCAUCCUCGAAGGCCCCUUCGACCCAGAUGCACAAGCCACAGUUACAGACUUUAUUGACUAUACUGAAUAUCUCCCGGCCGACCUUAUCCGUUCCCUCACACUCAUCCGUGGCCUUGACGAUCGAUACCUUGACUCGGCGCAAGCCGUGCACCAGCUCACACAGGUCUACGGCCAACUUCCAAGCCUUCCCCCCGACAAUCGACCGGGCGCAAUCGCACUGCGCAAAGAUAUAUCAUCUCAAGUGGAUCGCGCCAUCAAUGCGCGUGAGUCAGCGUACGCAGAAGCCUGCCGACUUUACGAUGUCGUAGAUCGCCACUUCGAUCGGCUGGGUUGCAUUCGCCAGAAGCUCGAAGCACUGCCUAAACCUGCCUCGGAGGAACCAACACCGCCCCCACAACUGAAGCGCGCGCGCGGAAGCAAGAAGACCAGUCGAGAUUCAACUACGCGUAUCACCCUUCGCUUGGACAAUCGCAAUAGGAGAGACCCCAAGUCCAGGAGGCGCGUCUCGGCCAUCGACGGGACCUUCGAUCCAGAUUCUCCGCUUGCUAGCACUGAGCAGUCGGAUGUGGAGGGUGAACUCAUCAAACUGGCCCCUAGGCCUCGACCCCCGAAGAAAGAAAAGGCGCGUCGCCCCAGCGCGGGUACAGGACAGUCCACGGCCCAGGCUCUUGCGCAAUUGAAACCGCCGCCAGAUGACGCGAAGUUGGGCAGUGAAGAUCUACCAUGGCUGCGAUUGACCGAAUGGGAGAUGACCAGACUACGAAAGAAGAUGAAGAAGAACGCUGUGUGGCAGCCCAGCGAAGUAAUGAUUCACCGUGAGCUGGCCUUGGCAAAUCGUGGAUGGGAAGCAUACCGUGCGGCCAAGGCCCGGGCAGAGGACACGGGCGCAGAAUUCAUCGACUGCGAUAAUAUCGAGGAGACGCGACGCGGUGAGGCUGCCAAGGACUUGGAGGAAACGAAACUGAGCAACCGCGGCAUGAAAUUGAACGAGGCAAAGAAAUUGAAGCGCGAGCAACUGGCCCGUGAGCAAGCCUUGAUGGAAGGCGAAGGAGGCGUGGGUGUAUUACCCAGGCCUUUGCCAAGCCCGGCCCAAGCAACCCCAGCUGCGAAUCGAUCAUCACGCAAGAGGAAAAGGGAAGAAGUGGCAGUUGAAGAACCAGAAUCCAUUCCCGCCGAGCCACCAACUCCUGUGCCUGUUGCUGCACCCGCCGUACCCGUCGCCCCUGUAUCUUUACCUUCUAGGGCUGGUGCGUCUCGGCGUAGAUCCAGCCGAGGAGCCGCCACAGACAUCAGCACUGAACCAAUCGCCCCGAUCAAAACCCACGUUUCCCCUGCACCCGAAACAAAAAUAUCUUCACCUCUGCCCAGCCCAACGGGUUCCCGGCGCUCCAACCGAUCUGUUGUUCCACACGUCACUACCCCAACACCACCAGUCACACGGCCCUCAUCACGGCGCUCUAUGGCCGCCGCAUCAAUUGAAGGAGGAACCCUCGGCAACAUCCCCACAGCAGUAGCAGCAAGCGGGCGCGACCGCCGCAUUAAGAGUGCCACGCCCGCCCACAAGACCCCCGUCCGCGAGUCGUCCCACGCACCAAGCGUCCCCGCUCCGGCCCGGCGGCGGAAACGUCCUGCGCCAGGACCCAUUUCCAAUGGCCAAGAUGGCGGCGCGGCGGUCAGUUACGGGCGGCGCAAGGCCAAGCCUGGCAAGAAGCGAAUCAACAUCCGUGAUUCCCAGGAUGUCCGCGUGGACGAAGAUGGCGUGUUGGAGCAAAUUGACGCUAAUGAGCCCCGGUAUUGCCUCUGUGGGGAUGUCAGCUUUGGGACGAUGAUUUGCUGCGAAAACCAGGAUUGUGACCGCGAAUGGUUCCAUCUUGACUGCGUGGGCCUUGCGGAGGUUCCUUCGCGCACAGCCAAGUGGUACUGUCCCCAGUGCCGUGUCAAGCUGCACAAAGGAGAGGAUGGGAUAAUCAAGGGUGGAUCGCGACGUUGA
Penicillium soppii is the source of this 2028-nucleotide messenger RNA. Its product is annotated as putative PHD finger domain protein. Bases 1 to 2028 code for a protein of 675 amino acids. Gene Ontology annotation, cellular component: Rpd3L complex; Rpd3L-Expanded complex; nucleus. Gene Ontology annotation, biological process: regulation of DNA-templated transcription. The transcript is spliced from 2 exons. The record is from RefSeq and is a predicted model, not a curated record. NCBI's taxonomy places the organism in Eukaryota, Fungi, Ascomycota, Eurotiomycetes, Eurotiales, Aspergillaceae.